Messenger RNA from Ciona intestinalis (vase tunicate), 848 nucleotides. RefSeq lists its product as uncharacterized. Gene Ontology annotation, molecular function: DNA-binding transcription factor activity, RNA polymerase II-specific. Gene Ontology annotation, cellular component: nucleus. Gene Ontology annotation, biological process: regulation of transcription by RNA polymerase II. NCBI's taxonomy places the organism in Eukaryota, Metazoa, Chordata, Ascidiacea, Phlebobranchia, Cionidae. The record is from RefSeq and is a predicted model, not a curated record.
AGGGUGCUUGUUUUGCAACACGUGAGAUGGCGAGCACCGUGGUUGUUGACGUCACUGAUGAUGUCACAAUAGGAUCCAAGAAAAGAGUUUCGAAUUUACCAGACGAGCCUCCUUUUAUUUGUCCGACAGAAAGUUGUCGAAAAGAAUUCGAGUCAAAGAUUCGACUCCAGCGACAUUUUCGAAAUCACCGGGAAAAGAAACACGUGUGCUCGUAUUGUGGGUAUAAGUUUCUAUAUUUGAAAGAUAAGAGAAUACAUGAACGUAUGCAUACAGGUGAAAGACCUUAUGUUUGCCAAGUUUGUAGCAAAGCUUUUAUCCAGAAAUGUACUUUACAUAAUCAUUUAAUAACUCAUAACAAGACAGUAAAAGAUGAAAUUUGUGAAAUUUGUGGAAGAGCUUAUUUUUAUAAGAAAAGUUUGGCCCAACACAUUAAGGACAAACAUUCAACAUCGAGUGUGUUCGCGUGCCCGCAUUGUGAGUUCAAACAUAAAAAUUUUAAUGUUUGUAAUGAUCAUAUUAAUAAUUGUUCGGCACUCAAAGAUGACAAUGUUAAAAACUCUGAAGAAAUUCCGUUGGAAACAACAAUGAGCCAAACAUGGAAAUGUGAUUUUUGUGGUUCGCUGUUCGGAGAUUUAGAGACGUAUAACAACCACAUGGUGGAGCUACACCAGGAAAACCAAGAGUUAAAAAACUUUGUUUGUGGACUUUGUCUUCAAUGUUUGCGUGGCGAAGAUGCCGUGAAACAACAUAUGUUAAAUAACCAUCAAAUAUGUUUGACUGAAGUACCAGACGUUGAAAAUAAUUAAGUUACUGUGUUUUUGUUUUGUUAACAAAUAUUAUGUUUUAGA